CACAAGUUAGAUAUAAGUGCGACAAGUAGGUACAUGUGCGAGGUAUCGGCAGAUGCUCCAUCAUUUGCCACGCACAUGAGAACGGGAGAUCUCAAUGUUUAUGUUCCGCCAGCGGAAAAGCCAAAAAUUACAGGACUAAAAUCAACAUAUCGCUCCGGAGAGUACGUACGUGCUAAUUGUUCGAGCAAUAUGUCAUUUCCAGCUGCCAAACUACAGUGGAAGAUCAAUGGCUUUCCCGUUUAUCCGGGCGAGGCAAUUAGCUACGACGUCACGAAGACACUUGCUGGCGAAGGGAAAAAGCAACAAACGAUGGAAUCGUCGACAAUGGGCUUGCACUUUCUCAUUUCGCACGAACAUUUUAACGAGGUGGGAAAAAUCAAGGUACAAUGCAUUGCGACGUUAUUUGACGGCGUCUACGAAGCAGAAACAAUUCAAUACAUUGAAGCAAUUGAUCCACAUUUCAAUGAUGAUGACAACGAUGUACAUUAUUCAUUUAUUCACGAUAAAAAUGGCUCUGAAUCAUCACUCGUGCAAUCAUCAAGAAAGCUAUUUUUACUGCUAUUUUGCAAUCUGGUAAUAGGAUUAUUAUUAUCAAGAAGUAAUUGCAUGUUCAGUAGCGCAAAUAGACUGAGAAGACCCAGCAGUAGCAGCAGCAAUAAAAAGACGAACAGUGGUAAUAUUAGUAGCAGUAAUAAUCAGAGUGCAUCACUAAUUGGAUUGGAUGAUCUGACGUCGUUGUCGUCGUUGCCAAGAGAAAAAGAAGACUAUGGAAAUUUUAUUAAUGAUAAUUCCGCGUCGUAUUUGUCUUGUUCUUCUUUUGCCACUGUAACGACAUUAAAACAGUCCUGA
Molecule: messenger RNA, 849 nt
Organism: Culicoides brevitarsis
Lineage: Eukaryota; Metazoa; Arthropoda; Insecta; Diptera; Ceratopogonidae
Exons: 4
Coding region: 34-849 (271 amino acids)
Biological process (GO): motor neuron axon guidance
Source: RefSeq, a predicted model, not a curated record